Molecule: messenger RNA, 3409 nt
Organism: Dunckerocampus dactyliophorus (ringed pipefish)
Lineage: Eukaryota; Metazoa; Chordata; Actinopteri; Syngnathiformes; Syngnathidae
Gene: trpc6b
Product: transient receptor potential cation channel, subfamily C, member 6b
Exons: 12
Coding region: 93-2534 (813 amino acids)
Biological process (GO): manganese ion transport; calcium ion transmembrane transport; regulation of cytosolic calcium ion concentration
Cellular component (GO): membrane; cation channel complex
Molecular function (GO): inositol 1,4,5 trisphosphate binding; protein binding; store-operated calcium channel activity
Source: RefSeq, a predicted model, not a curated record
GAUAAAUGAGCUGGAGGGUUUUUCUUUUCUCUUCCUGAAUCUGACUAAUUCAGCUUUUUUCAGAUUGGUGCAGCAGGGGUGGAGCCAUAACAAUGCAGCAGGUAACAGCCGAGCCUUUAAGACCUGCAGCCUUGCUGGAAUCUGCUCCCAUCUUCCACGCCCCCUCCAGCUCCAUCCUAUCCAUGAUUGAGGAAGAGUUCCUUGAGGCUGUGGUGUGCGGCAACGUUCCUGAGGUGAGGCGGAUGCUGGACGAGCUGCCGGACCUCAACGUCAACAGCGUCAACUUCAUGGGUCAGAAUGCCUUGCAGCUGGCCGUGUCCAACGAGCACUUGGAGGUCACUAAACUCCUCCUGGAGAGGAAGGAGUUAACAAGGUUAGGGGAUGCGUUGUUGAUAGCUAUCAGUAAAGGUUACGUACGCAUAGUGGAGGCCAUCUUGAGCCACCAGACCUUUACAGAUUUUCAGAGGUUGACUUCUAUGCCCAGUCAGGUGGACAUACACCAUGACCUCUUUGCUUAUGAUGAGAAUGGCAGCCUUUUUUCCAGUGACAUCAGUCCCAUCAUCCUGGCUUCUCAGUGCCACGACUAUGAGAUAGUGCACUUGCUUCUCGCCAGGGGGGCUCGGAUUGAGUACCCCCACCACCACCUGUGCCAGUGCACCACAUGCAGCGAGCAGCAGGCACAGGACUCCUUCAGACACUUGCAGUCACGCAUGAACGCCUACAAAGGUCUCGCCAGUCCGGCUUAUCUGUUGCUGUCCAAUGAAGACCCUGCAAUGGCGGCGCUGGAGCUCAGCCACGAGAUGGCAGUCUUGGCCAACACUGAGAUGGAGUUCAAGAACGACUACAAGAAACUGUCGGUGCAGUGCAAAGACUUCAUGGUGAGCCUCCUGGACAUGUGUCAGAACACUGAGGAGGUUGAGGCCAUGUUACACGGUGACUCGCCUGACAGCGUGCAGAACCUCAGCAGGUUAAAACUUGCGAUAAAAUAUGAAGUAAAGAAGUUUGUGGCCCACCCAAACUGUCAGCAGCAGCUCCUAUCCAUCUGGUACCGGAACGUGUCUGCACUACGUCAGCAACCCACGGCGGUGAAGAUCCUCCUGGUCCUCGGGGUCACCCUUGGCUUGCCCCUUCUGGCCUUUGGAUCCUGGAUUGCACCAUCAAGCAAGUUAGGCAAGCUCAUGAGCGGACCUUUUCUAAAGUUUGUAGCACAUGCUGCCUCCUAUGUGGCGUUCCUGUGCCUGCUGGUAUUGAACGCAUCUGACCGCUUCAACGGGCCGCCGCUGCUGCCCAACAUGACCGCCCACGAUCGCCCCUCGCAACUGUUCCGCAUGAAGACCACUCCUUUCACCUGGAUGGAGAUGCUCAUCAUAACAUGGGUUCUAGGGAAAAUGUGGAAAGAAUGCAAGGACAUUUGGUCGCAGGACAUCAGGGAAUACAUCUCAGAACCUUGGAACCUUCUUGACUUCAAUAUUUUGGCCAUUUUCACCAGCUCCUUCAUUGCUCGACUGAUGGCGUUCUGGCACACAUAUGCUGCUCAAUGCUACGUGGAUGAGCAGCAUGCUAACCUGUCCAGCUUGUCCUUGCCCUCAGACAUCCAGUACUUUCAACUCGCUCGAGAGAACUGGUUGCCGUCAGAUCCGCAGCUCAUUUCCGAGGGCCUUUAUGCCAUCGCGGUGGUGCUGAGCUUCUCUCGCAUCGCCUACGUCCUGCCUGCCAACGAGAGCUUUGGCCCCUUACAGAUCUCGCUGGGAAGGACGGUGAAGGACAUCUUCAAAUUCUUGGUGAUUUUCAUCACCGUGUUUGUGGCGUUCAUGGUGGGAAUGUUCAACCUUUACUCGUACUACCUCGGAGCGAAGAAAAACAACGCCUUCACCACGCUGGAGGAAAGUUUUAAAACUCUCUUCUGGGCCAUCUUCGGCCUGUCGGAGGUGAAGUCUGUGGUGAUCGAUAUCGACCACAAGUUCAUUGAGAACAUUGGCUACGUUCUGUAUGGCGUCUACAACAUCAUCAUGGUGAUCGUCUUGCUGAACAUGCUCAUUGCCAUGUUCAACAGCUCCUUCCAGGAGAUCGAGGGUGACGCUGACGUGGAGUGGAAGUUUGCCAGAGCCAAGCUGUGGUUCUCCUACUUCGAGCACGGCAGCUCACUGCCUGUUCCCUUCAACCUGCUACCCAGUCUCGGCUUGCUGCAGGGACUCAAAAAAUCUCUCUGGGACGCACGCGGUGGUAAAAUCAGAGAAGAGAUGUUGGCUGAUGAAAUGGAACGUAACAAGUUGAAUCAACAAGAAGAGUCCAGAAUGGACACACCCGUUUGUCCCACACAUCAUCAAAAGAUAAUGAAGCGCCUCAUUAAAAGACACAUCUUAAAAGCACAGCGCGAUAAAGAAAACGACGAAGGCAAUGAAGGUGAAGUGAAGGAGAUCAAGCGGGACAUCUCCGGCCUGCGCUUUGAGCUGCUGGAGAUGAGGAAGCAGGAAGUGAAGACCCUGGUGGAGGUCAUCAGGCAGUUGGGUGAAAUCACACAUCCUCACCUUUAACCUGGGAACCAAUCAUUAGUUGGCAUGUUAGCAGAUUCAGGGACACUUCAUUGGGCACACAAACAUAAUGCUGACUUUUAAUUAACAGUGUCAAAAUGAAGGACUUUCAAUGAAUGUUUGUGAAUGUGAAUGUUUGUUUACAAGUGAAUGUUUGUUUACACGUGAGGUCAGGGGAAGUUAAAACAGAAAAAAAGGAGCACUUGAUUUACUCAAUCUCACCUCAUUGAAGCCUUUUUUUUUAAAUGAUCGGUUGUCAAGUUAUUUUUAAUGUUAUUAGAUUUAUCGGUAUAAUGUCAUAAUUCCCUCAUAUCAGCCCAAUCAUUACAGUGCACUCCUACUUUUUCCCAGUGGCUAACACGCUAACAUUGCUAACACGUGGCUUGCAUAGCACACACAGACCCCUUAAGUCUCCAAAAGUCUGAACACAUUUUCUGCUUUAAACGCAUCUUGUAAUUUCAAAUGGCACUUUUUAAAUGCGCUGAACACGCUUUCCUGCACAAGACACAACAAUCUGAUAUAAGGUCACACAGCGAGAACCACAUAGUGAAGUUGAAGUCCCCCAGCAAAACAAGCGAAUCUCCCGAGGUGCUCACCUAAAACUUGUUUGUCAUGGGUGAACCUACCAGGGACAUAAAAGUCCCCGACAACUUAGCUCCGAGGAUCAUCGGGACACACAAACUCCUCUACCAUGAUAAAGUGGUAGUGAGCAAUUAUGUGUGAUUAUGUUUGUUUCCAUAUUGAAUUGAAUUAUGAAUGAUAUCAGCUACUUUGAUUACCUGUAAACUUUGAAAGUGUGAAUGUGAAAUACUAAUCAUCAGCUAUAGCUAUUCUGUCACAUGCUAAUAUUUUGGAGCUACAACUUAGGUGUCUGAUGA